Galleria mellonella (greater wax moth) is the source of this 622-nucleotide messenger RNA. RefSeq lists its product as uncharacterized. The transcript is spliced from 3 exons. The record is from RefSeq and is a predicted model, not a curated record. The coding region runs from base 136 to 492 and encodes 118 amino acids. NCBI's taxonomy places the organism in Eukaryota, Metazoa, Arthropoda, Insecta, Lepidoptera, Pyralidae.
UUAUACAUCAAGAUGUUACGCAGAAAAUACCCAGAUCAAAACAAACGUGUAUACCUACGAAUGAAUAGAAUUGUUUGUAUUGUGGGAAAUAAAACGAACCUGCAGCCAUUAGAGUGAGGUGUCAACCACUACACUAUGAAGAUAACGAUGAGUCGAAAGUCUAUUGAAUUUGAAGAUGAAGAGUACGUUGAUGUACGGAGCCUACCUCUGAAACCGCCGCAGCCAGCGCUUCUGCCUGAAAGGCCGUCACGCCGCCCCUGGCACCCAGUUAUGUGGGAUGAUUCAAUAGCAGGGAAGCCUAAUACAACUGAGCAGUUACAAGCAGAACAGCAACAACCUGUAUCGCAUGAGUAUCCGCACAAGCAGCGCAUCCGCAAUCUUCGCAGACUCAUAGCUGAGGGCAAAGUGAACCCUACUUCAGAGACGCUGAUCUUUUUCCUAUGCAAUAAGUUUGCCGUUUCUGAAGAACGACAGGAUAAAAUAUCUGUUUGAUUGCUUUAUAUUAAAUCGUUUGAAAAUUAUAGAAUGUUGUAAAUUGUUAUGAUAAAAUUUUCGUAAAAUGAAGUGAUAUGAACAGGGUUGUAAAUACAAAAGAUAAUUUUGUAAAAAUCUAGCCUUUUAA